Pelobates cultripes (western spadefoot toad) is the source of this 278-nucleotide messenger RNA. The record is from the annotation of a GenBank genome assembly. NCBI's taxonomy places the organism in Eukaryota, Metazoa, Chordata, Amphibia, Anura, Pelobatidae.
AUGCCCAGCAUGGUGAGAAAAUCAGUGGAAUCAUUUGUGCACAGCCUUUAUGAAUUGGCUGAGUUCUUUGAGUUUGGUGCUGCCAAAGAGGAGCAGAUCAGAGACAGAAUUGUCAUAGCAAUUGCAGACUCAGAAGUCUCAAUGAAACUGCAGCUGGAGUCUGAGUCAACACUUGAUGAGGUUAUACGAAUGUCUUGCCAGAAUGAACUGGUGAAGAAACAAAGUGCAGAGAUGAGAUUGAAAGCAUGUUACAAGAAGUGCAGCAGUCCAGGAGAGCU